Capsaspora owczarzaki ATCC 30864 is the source of this 1381-nucleotide messenger RNA. Its product is annotated as histone deacetylase 8. The record is from RefSeq and is a predicted model, not a curated record. Gene Ontology annotation, molecular function: histone deacetylase activity. Lineage: Eukaryota; Filasterea; Ministeriida; Capsasporidae. The transcript has 4 exons. Bases 116 to 1381 code for a protein of 421 amino acids.
CAGAAACUAAUCCCAAAAACGACCAAUUCUCAGCAAAACUGAGCAAACUGAGCAAACUGAGCCUCGAGCAGUUGUCGUGCAAUUGCACCAUUUUGAGCACCAAAGUUUCGAGAUCAUGGCCAAACGAGUGGCGGACGACGAUGCAGCAGCGUGCACAGAGACCAACAACAAGCGGAUUCGGAGCGAGAGCGAGACGAGUGCAGCGACAGCGGCAGGGUCAGAUCGCCGCUCAGUGGCUCUGGUACACUCUGGCGCGUACAUUCGAGCAUGCAGCAGACUGCCCAGAAUGCCAGAACGCGCAAUCUUGAUCGCAACGUUAAUGGAGGCCUAUGGCUUGCACAAGCAUCUUCAAAUUGUCUCGCCUCGAUUGGCCACGGCCGACGAGCUCAUGAUGUUUCACACCCGAGAAUACAUUGAAUUUCUAGAACAAGGCUGCCCCGAGCAAGAUUCGGACGAAGAAUCGAGCGACGAUGAGCGGAAUGAUCGCAAAAUAGGAGAAACGCGAGCACAGCGGUUUGGUCUCGAACUCGAUUGUCCUCCUUUUGCUGGCAUAUACGAGUACGCUCAGGCGGUGGCUGGCGCGACCCUAACAGCUGCCGAAUUGCUCAUGGACUCGAACGAAGCACACACAAUCGCCAUUAACUGGCAUGGAGGGUGGCACCACGGGCGGCCAGACUGUGCAGCUGGAUUUUGUUAUGUUAACGACGCCGUGCUGGGCAUUCUCGCCCUUCGACGAAGAUUCGACCGCGUCCUGUACGUCGACAUUGACCUGCACCACGGCGACGGCGUCGAGCGCGCUUUUGAGCAUUCGGAUCGAGUGGCCUGCGUUUCUUUGCACAAACACGCGCCUGGCUUCUACCCUGGCACUGGAGUGCUGUCAGACACAGGUCGCGGGCGCGGCAAAGGCUAUACGGUAAACUUCCCUGUGGCGGAUGGCCUGACCGAUUCACAGUUGGCGCACAUUGUUCAAGCGCUUGUCGAGCUUGCACACGAGCGCUUUCAACCCAACGUCAUCGUUCUGCAAUGCGGUGUCGACACGCUUGUGACAGACCCGUACGCGGCUUUCAAUGUCACUCCCGUUGGCGUCGAGCAAGCGGUUCAAUCCGUGCUUGCCUGCAAGCUACCAACGUUGGUUCUGGGCGGCGGCGGCUACCAUUCCCCGUCUGUCGCGAAAUGCUUUACCAGCGUCACGGCGCACGCCAUCUUGGAGCUCGAGCCGCUCGCUCGAUCGAUUCCCGAGCACGACUUCUUUGAGCAGUAUUCUCCUGACUAUGGCCUGCGCAUUUCGCCCUCGCCAAGUCGGCCCACCCUGAAUACCGAUGCCGCCAUCGCGGCGCAAUUGGCAACCAUCCGUGGCGCGGCGUUUCAAACCGCCCAGUAA